Nerophis ophidion (straightnose pipefish) is the source of this 10322-nucleotide messenger RNA. RefSeq names its product TBC1 domain family, member 22B (gene tbc1d22b). NCBI's taxonomy places the organism in Eukaryota, Metazoa, Chordata, Actinopteri, Syngnathiformes, Syngnathidae. Gene Ontology annotation, biological process: activation of GTPase activity. Bases 196 to 1794 code for a protein of 532 amino acids. The transcript has 13 exons. The record is from RefSeq and is a predicted model, not a curated record. Gene Ontology annotation, molecular function: GTPase activator activity.
UCCUACCCAACAUGGCGGCGGCUUCCGUCGCCUCGCAUUAUCCCCGUCGUUGCCUAAACGUUUAAACUGAUGCCGAGGCCGGGCAGGGAGAGGCUUCGACGCGGCUUGAGACGUCGCCGGUGACCGGCGAGAGCGCUUUGCUUAUGGUUGCCGUGUGCGGGGAGCCGGCCUGAGGAGGGGCGGUCUUAUCCGAGGAUGGCCACCGACAACCGGAUCCAUUUUUGGAGGAGAAAUGCAAAGGUUCCCGGAAGUGUGCAGCCUGUUUAUGGAGCACAGCAUCCUCCUCUGGAUCCGCGACUGCGACGCUUGUACCCCAAAGACACCAAGCUGAAGUUCAACAAUCCGAAGUCUAAAAAGACGUCAAGCUUCCACGAGUUUGCCCGCAGUACAAACGAUGCCUGGGACAUUGACGACGACCAGGAAGAUGAUGAUUUCUUUGGAGGCCCCGUCCUCUGCUCUACCCUGCCCUCCGGGUUCACUCCAAAACAGGUAGCUACUUCACCCUCACUUAUUGUUUUUAAAGCAUUUAAAGAGGUAGUACAAGAAAUCCCACAACAAUUAUCCACAUCUAAGGGAAAUUUGUGCGUUGUCUUUUCUGCUGAGCAGCAUGGAGGAAUGUCACACUUGACAGGGGAGGACACGAAGCACGAGCAUGUCAACGGCAAAGUUGUCAAGUCCAACAGCGAGGUGCACCUCAGCUCGUCCUCAGUUCGCUCCACGCUGCAGAAACAGCAGUCUCUCCCGGUUCGACCCACUAUCCCGCUUGUGGCGCGCAUUUCGGACCAGAACGCAUCGGGGGCCCCUCCCAUGACGGUGAGGGAGAAGAGCCGACUGGACAAAUUCCGGCAGCUGCUCGCGAGUGCCAACACUGACCUAGAGGAGCUCCGUAAGCACAGCUGGUCAGGUAUACCCAGGGAGGUCCGUCCAAUCACAUGGAGGCUCCUUUCCGGUUACCUGCCGGCCAACAAGGAGCGUCGGGAGCUGGUGCUCAAAAGGAAGCGGGAGGAAUACUUUGGCUUCAUUGUGCAAUAUUACCACUCCAGAACAGAUGAGCACUACAAAGACACGUACCGACAGAUUCACAUCGACAUUCCAAGGACCAACCCUCUCAUUCCAUUGUUCCAGCAGCCUGUUGUGCAAGAGGUGUUUGAGCGUAUUCUCUUCAUCUGGGCAAUUCGACACCCGGCCAGUGGUUAUGUCCAAGGAAUCAAUGAUCUGGUCACACCCUUCUUUGUUGUCUUCCUCUCCGAGUUUGUCAUGGAGGAUAUGGAGAACUUUGAGGUCGCUGCCCUGCCUCUGGACACGCAAAGAAACAUCGAAGCGGACAGCUUCUGGUGCAUGAGCAAGCUGCUGGAUGGAAUACAGGACAACUACACCUUUGCUCAGCCGGGAAUCCAGAACAAAGUCAAAGAUUUGGAGGAGCUUGUCAGCCGAAUUGAUGAGGACAUUCACAAUCAUUUCAAAAAGUAUGAGGUGGAGUAUUUACAGUUUGCCUUCCGCUGGAUGAACAAUUUGUUGAUGAGGGAACUUCCACUGCGUUGCACCAUCCGUCUGUGGGACACCUACCAGGCUGAAGCAGAAGGAUUCUCCCACUUUCACUUGUACGUCUGCGCUGCGUUCCUCAUUGAGUGGCGCAAGGAAAUCCUCUCCAUGAUUGACUUCCAGGGCCUUCUGAUACUACUGCAGAACCUUCCCACAAUCCACUGGGGCAACGAGGAAGUGGGCCUCCUGCUGGCCGAAGCUUAUAGACUGAAGUACGUGUUUGCAGACGCUCCCAGCCACUACAAGAGGUAGAUGUCCUGGCACAUUCUGCUAGACUCUGGGUCUGACGUCCCCUCAAAGACACUGACGUCUUGAUCUAAAACCGUCCUCACACUGGACUAAGGAGCUCCACACGGUGUUUAAAGAUCUCCAUCGUUUGCUAUUGAACACUGGACUGUUAGACUUUAAAGCACACGCCUACGCCAUCUUGCUGCAGUCAUGCGACUGAUUGUUUCUCCCGUCCUAACGUCUUCGCAGGAGACCUUUUCGUCCUUUUUUAAAGGGUUGACAAAUGUCUUGAUCAUCCGGCAUCAAAGAUGAUCGACAUGUUUUAUUUUUACGGGUUUUUGGGGUUACUGUUUUAAAGAUUAAUCAUUACCUGACAGGUAGAAAAUGUUGAUGUACAGUACAGUCGUCCCUUGUCUAUCGUGGCUAAUUGGUUCCAGGUCUGACGGUGGUAAACAAAUUCACACCAAUUAGGAUUAUUGUUAGUAAAUAUUUUCAUCAUUAGAACAUUAAAAAAAACCUUGUGACCUUCUAAAUAUGUUUUUUUAACAAUCGCAGCCCUCUAAAGUUGAAAUACAGUGGGGCAAAAAAGUAUUUAGUCAGCCACCGAUUGUGCAAGUUCUCCCACUUAAAAUGAUGACACAGGUCUGUAAUUUUCAUCAUAGUUACACUUCAACUGUGAGAGACAAAAAAUUGAAAAAAAAAUCCAGGAAUUGACAUUGUAGGAAUUUUUAAGAAUUUAUUUGUAAAUUAUGGUGGAAAAUAAGUAUUUGGUCAACCAUUCAAAGCUCUCACUGAUGGAAGUUUUUGGCUCAAAAUCUCACAAUACAUGGCCCCAUUCAUUCUUUCCUUAACAUGAAUCAAUCGUCCUGUCCCCCUUAGCAGAAAAACAGCCCCAAAGCAUGAUGUUUCCACCCCCAUGCUUCACAGUAGGUGUGGUGUUCUUGGGAUGCAACUCAGUAUUCUUCCUCCAAACACGACGAGUUGUGUUUGGAUACAUGGUUGAUUGACUGAAUGCUUGUUUUCUAGAAAAAAAAUGAUCCAGUGUUUCCAAAUUUUGAAUUAUUUAUGCAGUGUUUCCCCCAGAAAAUGUGUUAGUUAAGGUGGUGACUCUCCAGGGGGAGGAGAUCGGGGAAGGGGUUUGUAAGAAUCGGUGUAACUCGGCCUGUCGCCGUCACGUCGCUGCCACCAAAGCCUGGGGUGGCAAUAGACUACAGACUGCGCUGAAGUAGGCCAGCUUCGUCGCGUGAAGAAACCUACAACUUUUCGUUGUGUUUUCCACUCCAUUUGCUGAAUGGUGAUAUAUGAUAUAUCAUAUAUUGAUUGAUGUUUUUUCCGUAAAGUAAAAACAAAACAGUCCUAGGUACCUGAGAUACUAAGUACGUCGUUCUUAUGACAUAGUAAUUUACUAAGUCAAAACAAUGACUUAAUAAGUCAAAAUAAUGACUUACAAGGACACAUUAAUGACUUACUGUGAGUAAGCAGGCUUCACGGUGGCAGAGGGGUUAGUGCGUCUGCCUCACAAUAAGAAGUUCCUGCAGUCCUGGGUUCAAAUCCAGGCUCGGGAUCUUUCUGUGUGGAGUUUGCAUGUUCUCCCCGUGAAUGCGUGGGUUCCCUCCGGGUAUUCCGGCUUCCUCCCACUUCCAAAGACAUGCACCUGGGGAUAGGUUGAUUGGCAACACUAAAUUGGCCCUAGUGUGUGAAUGUGAGUGUUAAUGUUGUCUGUCUAUCUGUGUUGGCCCUGCGAUGAGGUGUACCCCGCCUUCCGCCCCAUUGUAGCUGAGAUAGGCGCCAGCGCCCCCCGCAACCCCAAAAGGGAAUAAGCGGUAGAAAAUGGAUGGAUGGAUGUAAGUAAGCGUUAACAAUAAGCGUUUGAAAAAAACAGUUAAAAGUGGGGCCACGUGCUGACAUAUGCUCAACUCAUCAUGCUUAAUUUAUUACAGCAUUUGGGAAGCCUGUAGUUGAUUUUUACUGCUCCACUGCUCCCCUCACCUCCCAGGAUGUGAUGAAUGGUGAUUGGUCAAAUACAGAGAAUAAUUUUGCCACACUUAGUGUGUGUGACAAUCAUUGGUACUUUAACUUUAACAAGAAGAGAAAAGGAUUUAUUUUUUGCAUUGGAACAUGUAAAAAUGGGCUUGUUAUAGGCGGCGAACAACGCAGAUAAUGUUAGCAAUGAAUUCUACCUCUAAAUCACUUUAAAGAUGUAUUAAAAAAUACGUCAACAAUACUUCAUUUAGGAUUGGGAGAAUGUCAUGUGGUCAGAUGAAACCAAAAUAGAACUUUUUGGUAUAAACUCAACUCGUCGUAUUUGGAGGAAGAAGAAUACUGAGUUGCGUCCCAAGAACACCAUACCUACUGUGAUGCAUUGGGGUGGAAACAUCAUUCUUUGGGGCUGUUUUUCUGCUAAGGGGACAGGACGACUUUUCGUGGCGACUUGUCCAGGGUGUACCCUGCCUUCCGCCCGAUUGUAGCUGAGAUAGGCGCCAGCGCCCCCCCGCGACCCCUAAAAGGGAAUAAGCAGUAGAAAAUGGAUGGAUGGAUGGGACAGGACGAUUGAUCCGUGUUAAGGAAAGAAUGAAUGGGGCCAUGUAUCGUGAGAUUUUGAGCCAAAACCUCCUUCCAUCAGUGAGAGCUUUGAAUGGUUGACCAAAUACUUAUUUUCCACCAUAAUUUACAAAUAAAUUCUUUAAAAUUCCUACAAUGUGAAUUCCUGGAUUUUUUUUUUUCACAUUCUGUCUCUCACAGCUGAAGUGUACCUAUGAUGAAAAUUACAUACCUCUGUCAUCAUUUUAAGUGGGAGAACUUGCACAAUCUGACUUAAUACUUUUUUGCCCCACUGUAACAUCAAUAUAGUCACCUUUAUACUAGCCUUGAGUGUGUUCUACUGUAGAUUACAGUACUCACUGGUACUCAACUGUCACUGCUAUGAUAGUCACCCGGCCACUACAACACGGCCACGACGUGGAAAUACUUCAUCAGAUCCUGGGUAAUUAGUAGUAGUUAAAACUGGGCUUCAUGUGCUGAAACCACAGGCAUAAAUUAUUCUGUAAAAACCUGGUCAACUUAAUCGUCGCAACUACGACCAUUAGCUCUGUUGUUAGCAUUCUGUGUUUUUAGCACUGCCUUGUUAGCAAUAAGUGGCGCGCUAGUGCCGCUUUUGUCUCGUCUUUUGACUUUGCUCAUUGCUCACCAAAAGUUGGUCUAAUUAUAGUGUCGAUGAGGUUAGCGCCAAGAUUAACCGCCAUUUUGUUAGCAUUGUUCACCCUUAACUCGGAAACUUAAAUGCCACUUGGUGAAUAGCUUUAUUGAUCGCCACAAAAUAAUAAUAAAAAUAAGACAAACACUGCACUCCAAUUGGUAUGAGACAUUAACAAAUAAAUAAGACUUCAUUUAAACACUGGAUUUAAGCCACAAAUAUGUACAAAAUGCUUUAAAAUAUAUGCCUUAUUUUCCGGACUAUAGACUGCAUCGGGAUAUAAGCCACACCCACUAAAUUUUAGAAGAAGAAAAAAUAUUGUCCAUAUAUUAGCCGCACUGGACUAUAAUCCGCAUAUGUCUACUUUGUGAAAUUAGUUAUUUACACAGAACAUUUUUGUAAAUGUUAAUUUACAUACCUUUAUUAUUUCCACACAAUGUCUGUAACGCGGCAGUAAAACGGAUGAUCAAACAAAACAGAAGUCAUCAUCAUGGACCCAAUCAGUUAAACACUCAAUAACUUCACGGUGACGUUUUGGUGAAUUCACUAGGGAAAUUGUAAAACAAACAAUUUAAAAAGAAUGCCGUUGUAAGUUAAUAAUACUAACACAGACAGUCGUAAACAUGUUAGCAUAGUAGCUAAUUCUACGACGCAAGCUUCAAAAAAUGAUGCUAGCACUCCUACAGGCAUCACACAUGAGACGGUUUAGUAAGUAAGAAUACUGUAUUUCCUUGAAUUGCCGCAGGGCAUAUAGUAUGCGCCUGCCUUGAAUUACUGCCGGGUCAAACUCGCUUCCCAAAAUAAUUAGCGCAUGCUUAGUAUUACCGCCUGGUCAAACUCGUGACGUCACGAGUGACACUUCCCCUGUCAUCAUUUUCGAAAUGGAGGAGGCUGAUUUCAAUACCGGUCAUUUGAAAUCGCGUAAUGGGAAGAAGAUUAAGAGCUAUUCAGUAGGAUUUAAGGUCCAAGCUUACAUCACACUCAAAUUUUUAUUGCAUACCUUUGGUAAGUGCCGGAGUGAGAAGAGAUUUUGAAUUGAUUAGCGCCCCGGCGGCAAUUCAAGGAAAUACGGUAGUUUUACUUGUAUUGUAAAACUUACAAACAUUGCUUCAAGUGACAAAUGAAGAAUCCAUUUGAUCAGAAACGGGACUUCUACUUCUGGUUGAAAGCACUAGAUAAAAAGAACACCAAAGCAUGGCAGCACCUGCUGUGAGCGAACUUGUUCAAAAGAUGGCGCAAUAGCACGAACAGUAACACAUCUGGAAACUUAAAUGCCACUUGGUGAAUAGCUAUAUUGAUCGCUACAAAAUAAUAAUAAAAAUAAGACAAACACUGCACUCCAAUAGGUAUAAGACAUUAACGAAUAAAUAAGACUUAAUUUAAACCCUGGAUUUAGGCCACAAAUAUGUACAAAAUGCUUUAAAAUAUAUGCCUUAUUUUCCGGACUAUUGACUGCAUCGGGAUAUAAGCCACACCCACUGAAUUUUAGCCGCACUGGACUACAAUCCGCAGAUAUCUACUUUGUGAAAUGAGUUAUUUACACAGAAAAAUUUUGUAAAUGUUAAUUUACAUACCUUUUACUAUUUCCACACAAUGUCUGUAACGUGGCAGUAAAACGGCUGAUCAAACAAAACAGAAGUCAUCGUCAUGGACAAUAACUUCAUGGUGACGUUUUGGUAAAUUCACUAAGGAAAUUGUAAAACAAACUAUUUAAAAAGAAUGCCGUUGUAAGUUAAUAAUACUAACACAGACAGUCGUAAACAUGUUAGCAUAUUAGCUAAUUUAACCACGCGAGCUUCAAAAAAUGAUGCUAGCACUCCUACAGGCAUCACACACGAGACGGUUUAGUAAGUAACAAUACCGUAUUUCCUUAAAUUGCCGCAGGGCAUAUAGUAUGCGCCUGCCUUGAAUUACUGCCGAGUCAAACUCACUUCCCAAAAUAAUUAGCGCAUGCUUAGUAUUACCGCCUGGUCAAACUCGUGACGUCACGAGUGACACUUCUCCUGUCAUUAUUUUCAAAAUGAAGGAGGCUGAUUUCAAUGCCGGUAAUUUGAAAUCGCAUAAAGGGAAGAAGAUUAAGAGCUAUUCAGUAGGAUUUAAGGUCCAAGCUUACAUCACACUCAUUUUUUUACUGCAUACCUUUGGUAAGUGCCGGAGUGAGAAGAGAUUUUAAAUUGAUUAGCGCCCCGGCGGCAAUUCAAGGAAAUACGGUAGUUUUAGUUAUAUUGUAAAACUUACAAACGUUGCUUCAAGUGAUGAAUGAAGGAUCCAUUUGAUCAGAAACGGCACUUCUACUUCCGGUUGAAAGCACUAAAUAAAAAGAACACCAAAGCAUGGCAGCACCUGCUGUGAGCGAACUUGUUCAAAAGAUGGCGCAAUUGCACAAACAGUCACACAUCUGUUCAUGAUUUGUGUUAUGGCCGUCGUCGAAAAUGAAUCCAUAAAUUAGCAUAACGUUUUAUAAGCCACAGGGUUCAAAGCGUAAGAAAAAAGUAGUCGCUUAUAGUCCGGAAUUUACGGUCUGUAUUUGAUUCUGCAAUGUCGUGAAGCCGCAGAUAUGGCACAUGGGGACGACUGUAAUGAAAGAUAAUUGUUCUAUAUAUUAAAUGAAGCCAACUCCCCCUUUCAGAUACGUUUUGCUAGCUGUAAUUAGAAUCGGCCAAUCAAACGCCACCGCUUCAAAGGUCCACCUGUUUUUGAAUCUCAUGCUGUUAUUUCACGGUGUGUUUCAGGUGUGCGUACUAAAAGGAGCAAAGAGGCGGACGUUACGUUUGUCCUCGCUAAAAGUGUUUUAGUUUCUCUCUACUCGUGAAUUGUAUUGCCUCCUUUUGUUGAGGAGACAUGACCUACCAGGUUCAUGUAGCUUUAGAAGCCAUUUUAUCAUAAAAUUAAGUAUAUUUUGAUAUUUUACUUAAGGUACUUCUAGCAUUCCUAAAUGCACUUUGUAUUUUUUUUUGUUACACUUUGAUGUUUUAUUCAAUACGCAGAAGUAUAAUGAAUAGUUAUGACUAGGGGUGUACCGAUUCAAUAUUGUUAUCAGAUAUUUGUCCGAAACCAGCGAUAAAAUAUAUCAGCCUGCAUCUACAAACAUCUGAUAUAAGAACUCCCACACAAGCAGCCUGUUCUGUUCCUGCUAGCGACUCUUCCUGUUAGUUCAGCAAACCGAUACCAGAUUAUCUCCAGUUGAGAGUGUUUAAAACACUAAAACUAGUGAUAUGUGCAUCGACACUGAAAUUUCGAUACUGCCGAUACCAGAUCCUUAUGCUCUAUCGAUUUCUAAAUCAAAAUAUUGAUUCUUUUUUAAUAUUUUAGUUCAGAGGUGCUGAAAUUUUUUUCCUUCAAGGGCCAAGUAUGCGGGGCUCAUAUUGAUAUAUUUUUUUAUUUAAAAAUAAAACUGCUAAAAACAGAUAUUGGGUAAGAUUUGAUUAGAACAUUUCAGCUUUUUGUCAUUACACACCGAUUUUUUUUUUCUCUCUCUUGCUUACAUUUUACAUUUCAUUUUUCAAAUUGUUUUAUUUUUCAAUGAACUAACUAAACUUUGUUCAUGUUUUAGGUAUCAUUUAUUUUUAUUUUGAGAGCUGCUAAUACUUUAGAUCAGGUGUGUCUAAACUUUGUCCACCAAGGACUGCAUUCUGAAAAGUCAAGUAAAACAGAUAUUAGAUCAAUUUAAAGACAAAGUACAUUAUCAUUAGAUAGAUAUGUCAGUUAUUUGUCAUUACAUAAUCAAUUUUACUGUUUUAUAUAUAUAUAUAUAUAUAUAUAUAUAUAUAUAUAUAUAUAUAUAUAUACAUACAUAUAUAUGUGUGUGUGUUAUUUUAGCAGACAGGUAUAUUUGCACAAAGUAUCUGUAUCGGAUUGAUAUCGCCAUUACCAGCCUGAAUUUUACUUGGUAUCGGAUCGGAAAGAAAGUCGGGGGUCUCGCACAUCACUACUAAAAGCUAAAAGUACAGAAGUAUAAAGUAUGUCAACAUAAAAAACAUGCCAUAUAAAAUAACUUGUCUGUUACAUUCCAACAUUUAAAACAAAUACACUAGCUCGAUGCUAAUUUACACUGGGUAUGCUGUUUACAUGCUACUUAUUAGCAUUACUUAUUUUACAUGGCAAUUUCAACACCUCCAAAUUUGCAAAUGAAAACUACAAUUAAGAUGUACGUUCACAAUUAAAUAGCUGACGUGUAAUAAGUACAAAACUUGCAGGAUAAACACUUUGUAGGACACAACAAGAGACAAAACCGGCACGACUUUCCUGACUACGGCAGCACACCUAGGACAAACUUAAAUUAAUUUAUACUUGCAAAUGAUCCUGAUAUUACCCUGAUAUCGAUAUCGGACAAUAGUCGGAAGUGGAAAAAGCUGUAUCGCGACACCCCUACUUGGUAUGACUAAAUGACUUUUGCUGCAACAGUAUUGAUUGUGCAAAAUGUUGUGAAAGCAGUGCUCAUCUCAAUCAAUGCUCUACAACUUUGUGUCCGUCCUCCUGAUUGCUUUUGAAUGAUUUUACCACUCAGACAUAUUUAACGAUCCGCUUCGCGGUACCAAAGGACGUUGGUGAGUAUUUCAGAGUAAGUGCUCAAGACUACAGUAUAUGUCCAUGCCUUUGUCAAGAUGUACUUCUGUCUUUUACCAUGUGACACACAAAUGCUUUGUCCUCAGUCCUGCUUUUUGUCUCCUUGCUCGACUCGCAUUGUCCUUGGAUCGGAAGUAACAAAUGUGAUUUGAGGAAGUGGCGUAUUAACAUGAGAUUUACAUGUGGAAGAGUUGACAAUCCUCGACUUUGGUAUUGACGUUUCCAUAAAUGUGAGUAGGUAAUAUUCAUGUGGGUCGAUGGCGUGUUGUCAUGCUGCAUCUAAGGCCUGACAUUGUAUGGCAGCUAGGUAACAAAAUUAGUGUUGAGGAUUUUGUUUUGCUAUUCUAACUUGUCAGUUCAUGCAUAACAAGCCUGAGCUGCUUAUUGAGCAUUUACAUAAGAUACUGACGAUAAAUACUAAAUCUCUGUAUCUCAUUUGAGCCAGAUAAAAAGGGAGUUUUGUCAUCCAUGAAUAUAUGGUUUAUUUUAAACCAUUUUUUUGUUGUUGUAAAUGCAAAGUAUUUCAGUGCUUCAUUCAUGCCUCUCUUCGAAGUAUUGUUUUUUACAUAUUAUUUGGUUUUAAUAUUAACUCAAUAUCCUAAAAGAAAAGGCGUUCCUGAUUGUGUGUUGUUGCUGUUUAAUCAAUGUAUGCCAAAUGUUGCUUUGGGCCAAUACAAGCUGUGUUAGAAUGACUUACUUCAGCCUUAAAGGGAGUAUUUGAUUGUUACAGUACUGUAAUGUACAUUAUUUUUGUUUAUAUUAAACGAUUGCUAUGUUUUGUUUUGGGCAAUCA